AUGGCCAAGGCACAAAUUGAUGUCAAUUUGACAUUUGUAAAUCUAGAUGGCGUUUCAAAAAUAAAUAAUGAACAACAAACAUCAUAUGUAGAACCAUUACUAAUUAGUGAAAAUAAAUGUGAAAAACUUAAAUCAUGUCAACAUCAUAUUUGUGAUUUAAUUUGUCAUGUCGGAGAAUGUCCACACUGUGAUCAAUUAAUUAAACAAACAUGUUUAUCACAUGGAAUUGAACGUGAAGUAGUAUGUAGUAAUGAAACUGGUGGUAUAAAAACAUUUUCAUGCGGUGAAUCUUGUGGAAAAUUACUUUCAUGUGGUCAUCAUAAAUGUACAAAAACAUGUCAUGAUGGACCAUGUCCGGAUUGUUUAUUUUUACCAGAAAAUUGUAAUACUUGUGCUUGUGGAAAAACAAUUAUGGAUAAUCAGCAACGAUCAUCAUGUAUUGAUUCACUACCAACUUGUGAGAAAUUAUGUGAAAAAAUUUCAUCAUAUGGUCCAAUAAAUGAUCAUCAUCAAUGUUCAGCUCAAUGUCAUAAUGGACCAUGCCCACCAUGUAAUAAACAAUCUAUUCAAUGUCAUUGUGGACAAUCAAGUAAAUCAACAGCUCAAGCAUUAUCAAUUAAUCUCAAUAAACCACCACCAUCAACAAUUGCAUAUACAAAUUUCUUAGUUAGUUAUGCAAGAAGACAUUUACAACGUGUUCGAGUUAUUGAAGAAGCAUUUAAAAAUCUUGUUAAAUUAACUACACGUUAUGGUCAUCCAUCACAUCAUCAAAAUCAUGAUGAUGCUUCAAAAUUAGCGUGUCCAAUCUUACCAACGCAUGUUGACGAAGCGCGUUUUAUUCAUGAACUAGCAUCCUUUUAUAGUCUUCAAACGGAACAACUGAAUAAGAGACCAUAUAAAAAUCAAAUUGUUAUAUAUGGGUCUAGGACAACUGAUCAUGGGAUAACUUAUCAUGGACAACUGAUCAUGAUCAUCUGA
This is a messenger RNA of Rotaria sordida, 978 nucleotides long. NCBI's taxonomy places the organism in Eukaryota, Metazoa, Rotifera, Eurotatoria, Philodinida, Philodinidae. The record is from the annotation of a GenBank genome assembly.